CGUGGUGCCUCCUGUAAAUCAACGUGUGGAGCUCCUCGCUAUGGGAGUAGCGGAACAUUAAAAAAAUUACGAGACUGAGAACGGUGAAAGUGAUCGACCAUGGGGGAAUUUAAAGUGCACCGGGUUCGGUUCUUUGAGUACAUGCCAUCCGCUAUAAGAGCUCUGGCAUUCAACUCACGCAGUGAAAAGUUGGCUGUGGCGAGGAUGGACGGGUCUGUGGAGAUUUUCAACCGCGCGGAUAACCUUUUUCAGGAAAAGGUGAUUCCUGGGCGAGAGCAGAGGACGAUUGAAUCCCUGUUGUGGGUAGGGGAUCGUCUCUUCAGUGCAGGUUUGAGUGGAGAGAUUGCCGAGUUUGACUUGGACAAUCUGAGAGUCAAAUACACCCUGGAUGCUUAUGGCGGACCAAUCUGGAGCAUGACUGGAAAUGCCCAGGGAACACAUUUAGCGGUUGGUUGUGAGGAUGGGACAGUGAAGCUCUUUGAGGUGCUGAUGGACAGAAUACAGUUUGAGAGAAAUCUGGACCGACAGAAAGGUCGUAUAAUCUCACUCUCGUGGCACCCGUCAGGGUCUAAGAUAGCAGCCGGCAUGAUGGGCAUGAUCCGUGUCUUUGAUGUCAAGACCGGCCACCCUGUACACAGGCUGCUGGUGGAGAGGGCAGCGGGAACACCCAGGAAUCAGGACUGCGUGGUCUGGAGCGUAGUCUUCCUCUCAGACUACACCAUCAUCAGCGGAGAUUCCAGCGGAAAGGUGAAGGUGUGGGACGGCAAGACUGGCACCCUCAUCAAAAACCACCAGGUUACCAAGUGGGACGUCCUGGCCUUGUCUGUUUCGCAGAGUGAAGACAGUCUUGUGGCUGGGACCUCGGAGGGAACCGUGGUCCAGUUCCAGUUCCUCUCUCAGGUUCUAGGACAAGGGGAGAAAGAGUGGGUUGCAACCAGAACCUUUAAGAACCACACACAUGACGUCAGAGCAGUCGCUGAGAUCCAAACAGCGUUUGUGUCUGGAGGCAUGGACACACAGCUCUUCGUGCGACCUUUUCUCGACAAAGUUGAGUGCAGGACCCAGGCAUCAGCAAUACGCAAGGUCCUAUUUCCCCAUAGGAGACUGGUGUCGUGUGCGAAGAAAGCAGGCUUACUGCUGUUCCAGUACCCCACCCACCUGGAGCUCUGGAGACUGGGAGAGAGUGAGGGCCAUGGGAAACCUGGAACCAUCUUGCCUGUGAAGAAGAACCCAGAAAAAUUACUCCAUCUGAAAAUAAAGGGUGAGGAUCACAUUUGCUGUAGUGCUGUAUCUCCGUGCGGAGAGUGGAUUGCCUACGCCACUGUUUCCAGCGUCCGACUGUACAGGAUACUCUGUGACAACAACAACGUCAGCAUCACCAAGGUGUCCAAGCUUCCUAAGGUCCUCUCUUCAGCCAGUCAGCUGUGCUUCUCCUCAGACUCCACCCACUUGUUUGCAGCCUCCACUCAUGCAAGUGUCCAUGUGAUUGCUCUCAGCCAAUCUGGGUGCAAGUUUGUACAUACCUUCAAACCCAAAUCAGGCUCCACCCAGUGCGCUCACCUCCUGGCAACCAGUGAGGACGGGGCGUGGCUGGGCUCCGCCCACACAGACCACCAUGUCCACGUCUAUAACCUGAAAAAGCUGAAGGCUCACUGCACAGUACCAGUGUACAACUCAGGGGUCAGUGCCAUGGCGAUCCAUCCUACCACAAACAACUUAGUGAUGGUUCAUGCAGAUAACCAGAUUUUUGAGUACUCUAUAGAGGACAAGAAAUACACCAAUUGGACCAGAGAGGUGCAGAGACAUGGUCUUCACAACUUGUGGUUGGAGAAGGGCACGCCCAUCACGCAUGUUACUUUUAACCCACGAAACCCCGCCCACAUCGUCAUGCACGACAUGAAUAUGUUCUGCAUCAUCGAUCAAACUCUGCCUCUUCCAGAAAAUAUGAUGCAAUUCCACAAUCAGCAGACUUUACAGGUCCUUCCAGAGAAAGAGCGACAGUCGGCGAUGCAUGCUUUCAAAACCUGCAAAUCUUUCCAGCACCUCAUGUGUGUGGAUCUGCUGGAUGAUCAGUCACUGGUGGUGGUAGAGCGCCCUCUACUGGACAUCACCACUCAAUUGCCUGCACCCGUCAGACAGAAGAAGUUUGCCACAUAA
Messenger RNA from Chanos chanos (milkfish), 2157 nucleotides. RefSeq names its product UTP4 small subunit processome component (gene utp4). The record is from RefSeq and is a predicted model, not a curated record. The transcript has 17 exons. Gene Ontology annotation, cellular component: 90S preribosome; small-subunit processome; t-UTP complex. Gene Ontology annotation, molecular function: RNA binding; protein binding. Lineage: Eukaryota; Metazoa; Chordata; Actinopteri; Gonorynchiformes; Chanidae. The coding region runs from base 100 to 2157 and encodes 685 amino acids. Gene Ontology annotation, biological process: maturation of SSU-rRNA from tricistronic rRNA transcript (SSU-rRNA, 5.8S rRNA, LSU-rRNA).